AUGAUGAAGAGGGGGCUCUCGUGGAGGGUGGCGGUGCGGUGGUUGUGGGUGGCGGCCGCGGCGUGGGCCGUCUACGGGCUUCUGCUCUAUGGCCACGCCCGGCACCCCCCCACCGCCCUCGAUGGCGCUCCCGCCACCCAACCUAAGACGAGGAAGGAGCUGUGCAUGGUGAUCUCGACGGUGGAUCGGCCGGGAGCGCGCUACCUGCUACAGUCGACGGCCUCCAUUCUCGAAGGGCUCAGCGAGAAGCAGCUCAAGAAGAGCCAACUCCUCAUCGUCAACACAGACGAUAGGAACACGUCGGCGGAGUACCGGGCGGACCUGGAGCUGCUGCGGCGGACGCCCGGCGUGGAGAUGAUCGAGGGGUCGCCGCAUGUGCCGACUGCGGAUGAGGCCCGGGCCGACCCGUUCGUGCAGUGGCUCAGCAAGGAGCGCGACGACUACGUCUUCACCCUCAACCAAUGCCGCAGCCGGAACCCGAAGUACAUUCUUUUGUUCGAGGACGACGUGUGGGCGGCGGACCAUUGGUACUCGCGGCUGCUGCCCAAUCUGCACAAGCUCGAGGCCGCCGACGCGCAGUUGGGCAGCGACAGCGCGACGUCGGAGUGGGCGUUCGUGAAGCUCUACAUGGCGGUGCAGUACGACGAGUACGACCUCUACCUACACGCGCGCGACGUCGUCUUCUUCGUGUCGUACGGCGUCGCGUGGGGCCUCGUCGCCAUCGCUGCCUACGUCGUCUUCCUCGUCGUCGCACACUCGCGGCGGGUCUCUGCGGGCGAUCGACAUGGCCACGGCCAGGUGGGCGUGUGGUCGCGCGCGGAGGUGAAGGCGAUCGUGAUGCGCGAUUGGAACACGCUCGUGUGCGCCUUCAUCGUCGCCAACGUGGUGGCCGCGGCCUUGGUGGCCCCCAUCUGCAUCUCCAAGCAGAGCUUCAACCUAACGAGGAAACCUGAGGGGAUAUGGCCCACCAUCUCCCGGUCUUGCGCGCAGGCACAGCUGUUCAAGGCCGGCCCGCUGCUCGAUCGCACCAUGGAGUGCGUGAUGGCCAACGACUACCGCGUCACCAAACACGGAGUCGACCUGCUGGUCAGCGAUUGCGCUCGCAAAGUGGGCGGCACCGUGUACGAGAACAUUCCGCACCUCUUCCAGCACAUCGGGAUCCAUUCGUCGUCGUCGGUGAAGCGCAAGCAGCAGGACCACCACGCGUGGAUUCCGCACAUGAGCGUCUACUUCGAGGAGGGCAUCGACGCCCCGGCACACAAGAGCCUGAUGGACUUUGUCAACUCCCUCCCCGACGAAGAAUUGCUCAACUCAUAA
This is a messenger RNA of Acanthamoeba castellanii str. Neff, 1317 nucleotides long. RefSeq lists its product as uncharacterized. Gene Ontology annotation, cellular component: Golgi membrane. The record is from RefSeq and is a predicted model, not a curated record. The transcript has 9 exons. Gene Ontology annotation, biological process: GPI anchor biosynthetic process. NCBI's taxonomy places the organism in Eukaryota, Discosea, Longamoebia, Acanthamoebidae. Gene Ontology annotation, molecular function: glycosyltransferase activity. Bases 1 to 1317 code for a protein of 438 amino acids.